Pteronotus mesoamericanus is the source of this 3718-nucleotide messenger RNA. RefSeq names its product discoidin domain receptor tyrosine kinase 2 (gene DDR2). The transcript has 16 exons. Lineage: Eukaryota; Metazoa; Chordata; Mammalia; Chiroptera; Mormoopidae. Gene Ontology annotation, cellular component: signaling receptor complex; plasma membrane. The record is from RefSeq and is a predicted model, not a curated record. Gene Ontology annotation, molecular function: collagen binding; protein tyrosine kinase collagen receptor activity; ATP binding. Gene Ontology annotation, biological process: positive regulation of phosphatidylinositol 3-kinase/protein kinase B signal transduction; positive regulation of neuron projection development; multicellular organism development. Bases 27 to 2597 code for a protein of 856 amino acids.
GCUGCAGGUCGGUCGCCGCCCCGGAGAUGGCCCCGCUGCCCAGGACGCCCUUGCUGCUGAUCCUGCUGCUGCCCGUCUGGACUGCUACCAAAGCUCAGGUCAACCCAGCCGUGUGCCGCUACCCCCUGGGCAUGUCGGGGGGCCACAUUCCGGACGAGGACAUCACCGCGUCCAGCCAGUGGUCGGAGUCCACGGCUGCCCGAUAUGGAAGGCUGGACUCGGAAGAAGGGGACGGGGCCUGGUGCCCUGAGGUCCCGGUGGAGCCAGACGACCUCAAGGAGUUCCUGCAGAUCGACCUGCACACCCUGCACUUCAUCACGCUGGUGGGGACCCAGGGCCGCCACGCCGGGGGCCACGGCAUCGAGUUUGCCCCCAUGUACAAGAUCAAUUACAGCCGGGACGGCAACCGCUGGAUCUCCUGGCGGAACCGGCACGGGAGGCAGGUGCUGGAUGGGAACAGCAACCCCUACGACAUUUUCCUGAAGGACCUGGAGCCGCCCAUCGUGGCCAGACUCGUGCGCUUCGUCCCGGUCACCGACCACGCCACGAACGUGUGCAUGCGGGUGGAGCUGUACGGCUGCGUCUGGCUGGAUGGCCUGGUGUCCUACAACGCCCCGGCCGGGCAGCAGCUGGUGCUCCCCGGGGGCUCCGUCAUCUACCUGAACGAUUCUGUCUACGACGGAGCUGUGGGCUACAGCAUGACCGAGGGGCUGGGCCAGCUGACGGACGGGGUGUCUGGCCUGGACGACUUCACGCAGACCCACGAGCACCACGUCUGGCCCGGCUACGACUACGUGGGCUGGAGGAACGAGAGCGCCGCCAGCGGCUACGUGGAGAUCGUGUUUGAGUUCGACCGCGUCCGGAACUUCACCACCAUGAAGGUGCACUGCAACAACAUGUUCGAGAAAGGCGUGAAGAUCUUCAAGGAGGUGCAGUGCUACUUCCGCUCGGAGCCCAGCGAGUGGGAGCCGCACGCCGUCUCCUUCCCGCUGGUGCUGGACGACGUCAACCCCAGCGCCCGCUUCGUCACCGUGCCACUGCAGCACCGCAUGGCCAGCGCCCUCAAGUGCCAGUACCACUUCGCCGACACCUGGAUGAUGUUCAGCGAGAUCACCUUCCAGUCCGACGCCGCCAUGUACAACAGCUCCGGAGCCCCGCCCACCGCGCCCGCGGCGCCCGCCACCUACGACCCGAUGCUGAAGGCGGACGACAGCAGCACCCGCAUCCUCAUCGGCUGCCUGGUCGCCAUCAUCUUCAUCCUGCUGGCCAUCAUCGUCAUCAUCCUCUGGAGGCAGUUCUGGCAGAAGAUGCUGGAGAAGGCUUCCCGGCGGAUGCUGGACGACGAGAUGACCGUCAGCUUGUCCCUGCCCAGCGAGUCCAGCAUGUUCAACAACAACCGCUCCUCCUCGCCCAGCGAGGAGCCGGAGUCCAACUCCACCUACGACCGCAUCUUCCCCCUGCGCCCCGACUACCAGGAACCUUCCCGGCUCAUCCGCAAGCUCCCGGAGUUCUCGCCAGGGGAGGAGGAGCCAGGCUGCAGCGGCCUCGUGAAGCCGGCCCCGCCCAGCGGGCCCGACGGGGUGCCCCACUACGCAGAGGCCGACAUCGUGAACCUCCAGGGCGUGACCGGGGGCAACACCUACUCCGUGCCGGCGCUCACCAUGGACCUGCUGUCCGGGAAGGACGUGGCGGUGGAGGAGUUCCCCCGGAAGCUGCUGACCUUCAAGGAGAAGCUGGGGGAAGGCCAGUUUGGGGAGGUGCACCUCUGCGAAGUGGAGGCGAUGGAGAGGCUCGGAGACGGAGGCUUCGCCCCCGACGCCAGCACCGGGCCCCCCGUGCUGGUGGCCGUGAAGAUGCUCCGGGCCGACGCCAACAAGAACGCCAGGAAUGACUUUCUCAAGGAGAUCAAGAUCAUGUCCCGGCUGAAGGACGCCAACAUCAUCCGCCUCCUCGCCGUGUGCAUCGCCGACGACCCGCUGUGCAUGAUCACUGAGUACAUGGAGAACGGGGACCUCAACCAGUUCCUCUCCCGCCACGAGCCCCCCGGUUCCGCCCCCAGCGAGGCUCCCACGGUCAGUUACGCCAACCUGAAGUUCAUGGCGACUCAGAUCGCAUCUGGCAUGAAGUACCUUUCUUCCCUCAACUUUGUCCACCGGGACCUGGCCACGCGGAACUGCCUCGUGGGCAAGAACUACACCAUCAAGAUCGCCGACUUCGGGAUGAGCCGGAACCUGUACAGCGGGGACUACUACCGCAUCCAGGGCCGCGCGGUGCUGCCCAUCCGCUGGAUGUCCUGGGAGAGCAUCCUGCUGGGCAAGUUCACCACGGCGAGCGACGUGUGGGCCUUCGGGGUGACGCUGUGGGAGACCUUCACCUUCUGCCAGGAGCAGCCCUACUCUCAGCUGUCCGACGAGCAGGUCAUCGAGAACACGGGGGAGUUCUUCCGAGACCAGGGCCGGCAGACAUACCUGCCCCAACCUGCCAUCUGCCCGGACUCCGUGUACAAGCUGAUGCUGAGCUGCUGGAGGAGGGACACCCGGCGCCGGCCCUCAUUCCAGGAAAUCCACCUGCUGCUCCUCCAGCAGGCGGACGAGUGAGGCCCGCCGCCCCGCGCCCAGGCCUCCUCGCGAGCGCCAGCACCAGCACCCGGCCCGCAGCCGCGCCGCCCGGCCCGAGGGCGGGGGCUCCUCCGGCGCCUCCCUCUGCCCCUCGGCUCCCACCACUGCACCCCCACGCUCCACCCCUGGCCCAUAUAUACUUUUUUUUACAUUAAAGAACUAAAAAAGGAAAAAAAAAAAAACCUAGGGCAGAUACGAUGCAGUAAAGAAACCUCCAUUGAUAUACCACAGAGCUGGAGACAAAGGCUAGGUAAUUUAGAUAAUUUAUAAAGGUUAAAUAUGCUUGUGUUUAUAGAUGUGCAGAUGCUACCAUAUUUUUUCCAUGUUGCCUUUAAAGAAAUAGUUUCAGCAAGAAAAACUUGAAGAAUACGAAGAUCUCCGGGAACCUGAGGUUAGGUCACAGGGAGACGCCGGGCGGGUGUGGAGGCGCGGGCGACGUGGCGUCCGUGGCGAGCGGCGAGUGGCUCCGUUUCGUCGUCCUUCCGCCUCUGGGUUGUCCCGCACUCUGCGCCUCUCUCCCCGUCCACAUGGCUGACCCCUGGUCGAGGCCCCCGCGCCCCCAGCCUCCUGGGAGGCACUUGGUCCCCUCGCGGGUGGGUCAGGGGGAGGUGCGCAUGCAGGAAUCGCAGAGGAAGGCGCAGGAAAGGAUGUUUGCUGGUGGUUGGAAGCGGAUCGUCUUUUGCAAAGCGAGAAACGGACCUCGUGUGCGGAAGGGUUCUCCAGGAGAGGAGGCCCGCGGAGGCCGGGGAGCAGGGGAGGGUCCUCCCUCCUCUUCCUCCUGCUCAGUUCCUUGCAGGCGUGUGUCAGAGGGAAGCCUGCUUUGGGGUCCGUGAACACGGGCGUCUCGGUAGCUUCCUUCCAGGGCCUGUGGCCCAGCUUCUGGCGGCCCGCGUUUCAAGGGCGGAGUGCCCCGGCCCCUGCGGGCUGGGGUCCAGGUCCCCAGGCCUGUCCAACAGGGAGCAGACCUGCUGGGAGCGUUCUGGAGGGUUGGCCUCGGACCAGGAGGGGCAGCUAUGGGGACACUGACGGCCCCUCUUCACAGGGAGCUUCCAGGAUGGCGGGCUGCCUGCCGAGGUGGGGCCCUGGGCCCUGCAGGCGUU